AUGAGCGGGGAGGUGGAAUGCAGCGUGUGCCACGCCAAGGUUGCCGUGCCGGCGGCGGCCGUGUCCAAGGCCUACGACAGCCACCGGAGCACCGUGUCGUCGCGGCAGCGCGCGCUUAACGUCCUCCUCGUAUCCGGCGACUGCGUCCUCGCCGGCCUCCAGCCGAUAUUGGUAUACAUGUGUAAAGUGGAUGGGAAAUUCAAAUUUAGCCCAGUCAGUGUGAACUUCUUGACAGAGAUUACAAAAGUUAUCUUUGCCAUCAUCAUGCUGUUCUUCCAGGCUAGGCGUGUAAAGGUGGGAGAGAAGCCACUUCUCACAGUUUCAACAUUUGUGCAGGCUGCCCACAACAAUGUUCUUCUCGCGGUGCCUGCUUUUCUCUAUGCCAUCAACAAUUAUUUGAAGUUUACAAUGCAGCUAUACUUUAAUCCUGCGACAGUGAAAAUGCUGGGUAAUCUCAAGGUUCUGAUAAUUGCUGUGCUCCUAAAGGUGUUACUGAGGAGGCGUUUUUCCACAAUUCAGUGGGAAGCCCUUGCUCUGUUGUUAAUUGGAAUAUCUGUUAAUCAGCUGAAAUCACUGCCUGAAGGUUCUACUGCACUUGGUCUUCCUGUUGCAGCUGGGGCCUACCUAUACACACUAUUUUUUAUAACAGUUCCUGCAUUGGCCUCAGUUUACAAUGAAAAGGCUCUGAAAAGCCAGUUCGAUACCAGCAUAUAUCUUCAGAACUUAUUUUUGUAUGGAUAUGGUGCAAUAUUUAAUUUCCUUGGGCUUGUGAUCACUGCCCUCAUCCAAGGGCCUCGUAGCUUUCACAUUCUGGAAGGGCAUUCAAAGGCCACCAUGUUUCUUAUUUGCAACAAUGCUGCACAAGGCAUACUUUCGUCAUUUUUCUUCAAAUAUGCAGAUACAAUUUUGAAGAAGUACUCAUCCACAAUCGCCACAAUCUUUACUGGGAUAGCGUCUGCUAUACUGUUCGGUCAUACUCUGACUAUAAAUUUUGUUCUUGGAAUAUCGAUAGUAAUUAUAUCUAUGCAUCAGUAUCUCGCAAACCAAAUUAAGGAUCAAGUGCCAAGCAGCAAAAUUGAGAUGUCUGAUGCUGAGGAUGACAGCAGAUUAGAGGAAUCUGUAAUUGUCAAAGUUGACACGGUGGCAAGUGAGGCUAAACACCGCCAUGGAUCUGAUGAGAGGCAGCCACUUCUUCCCGUCUGA
Triticum turgidum subsp. durum (durum wheat) is the source of this 1203-nucleotide messenger RNA. Lineage: Eukaryota; Viridiplantae; Streptophyta; Magnoliopsida; Poales; Poaceae. The record is from the annotation of a GenBank genome assembly.